GCCACACCAACUUGUGUAUCUAUUUUGGUAUCUUCUGAACCCGCUAUCAGGAGGCUCGGCACACAAGUGCAUUUGAACAUGGAUCUGAGGGCUUGACUCACUUUGCAGGUGAUUCUUCACUGGAUUCUUGGAUUCUACAUUGAGGAUUUGUGUUUGAUACCAUUGUCUAGAUUGGACGUUUACACUCAGCAUGAAAGACCCAUCACCAAGGAAGUUUACACACCCCACCACUUCUCUAAUGUCCAUCUGAGCUGGAAGAAACCCAAAGGAUCUGCCGAGCUGCAGCAACCACUGAGGAGGAAAAAUAGGUGAUGCACGAGACAGAAGGAGAGUUGUUGACAUCAUGACCUGUGUGGAAAAGCGACACAUGAGCCAUCGGGUGGGGAGCAUGCUCCACCAUCGCUUCCCCAACGGCUUCACCGACUUAUUCAUGGACGAGACUGAUCGCGAGGUCAGCACGCUCACUGAUCGAGCCUUUCGGAGUCUCUGCGUUGGAGAUGAUGCAGUUUAUAAUGACGAGUUACUGUAUGGAUACUCACCUUUCAGCUGCCAUAAACCUUUGGCAGGAGAGCCUCCGAAAAAGAGUCACAAGGAAUCUAAAAAGCAAGGGCAAAACAAAAAUGACAACAAUUAUGCUCAGCCAUGGAAACAGCAGAAACAGAAGAGCAUAUCCCACAUGUCGUCUUUCCUCAAGGCAUUAAGUGCCACAGAGGAAAGCUGUGAGGGGAUGUUAAUCAAAAAUGGAGGUAUGACAGACUCUAAGGGGGAAUCUUGGGAUAAGUCUGCACUUCGCAGCAUCCAAAGAGAGCUAUCUGAGUUCUCCUCGGAUUAUCACACCAAUCUCUCAGACGGACAUUACAAGAACCAUCAUCGACAUCACUCUGGAGAUCGUUCAUCAAACAAAACGGGCAAAGAUGUUGGCCUUCCCUCAGGAAAAUCCUCUAAGAUCAAAAAUGGGAAAUCCACUGUCAAACUAAGGAAACUUAAUAUCAAAAACUUUUUCCUCCACAGUGAAUUUAGUCCCUUCCAAACAUGGAGAGAUUUUAAUCAGUUCCCCUUUGGCCAAGAGGACACAGUUCUCCCCACAGAUAAUAUCCCUAAAUGGUACGACUUGCCUUUUUACAAGGAGCUGACAGAGGCACACAGAAAAGAGACUCUGCAUACAGAGGAGGUACAGUCAUGCCAGAAAGCAGUAGUUGAGCCCCCUCCACCCAUUGCUCCGAAACCUUUCCCACCCCCUCCUCCUCCAAAGGUUCUACCAAAGCCUUCAGCUACGCCGGCAGAGAAGAGGUGCUCAUCAGACGGAGGGGAUGGGAGUGCUGCCCCCUGGAGGCGCAACAGGUCCAGGGCAAGAAGUGUGAUUCCAGUCAAUCAGCCUGGGGUAACACCUCAGGAAAACAGUUUAAAAACAGUGGACGAAAGUCUUUUUAUGUUCAAAAAGGAAGCCAGGUCUGUGGAGGUGAAAGCAAUUGAGGAAGUCAGCUCUUUGGCGUCUACUCCGUUCAGCAUCUGCCAGCUGAUGACUCCCCUCAUUCCCUCCAGACAACCAACAGAAACAUCAGAAAUCCUCCAGGGUGUUCUUUCGCCCUCUGUCCUUGACCUUCCACUAAGACCACACUCUGAGGCCAAACUUACCCCUGAACCUCCAGUCAAGCGGGACAGCUACAAAUCACUUGCCUCUAGCAUCCUCUUCAACCUCAAAGACAACAGGAAAAGGGUGAAAAGUCGUUAUAGCCCACCUAAAUUUAAAACAUUAGAGGUACCCGAUAGCCGCAACCAAUCUCCACAAUCAGAUUAUUUGAAACAUCCACAAGCUGGGUCUGAUGGCAAUGCAUCUGGCUUAAGCACUCCUGCCAUUUUAAAAGAUGUACAGACAAUUUGCAGUCCUGUUUUGGAAACUAAUGGCACUCCGAUGGUUGAUCCUACUCCACAUGAUACUGAUAGACCUCUUUCAGAUGAUUAUUUGUUAUCAAAUCUACUCCAAACCAAAUCUGGUCUUGGUGAGGAGAAUCCUAUCUCCCCCUUGAUACACUCUAAAAAGACCAAGAGUCCCAUGGCUAAAAAGCAAAACUACCCUUCCCUGAAAUUAUACAAGAAAGCCAGCCCUGUUGACAGUGAUAUGAAAUAUCUUCAAAUCCCUCCGAGCACUGGUGCUCCUAUACUCAUAGACCAACCCUCUGAGACAAAUGAGCUUUCACCACUCAUGCUAAACAAAGAGCUCUCUCCAAAAGUAUUGAAAACAAGCACAGGGCUUUCACCAAAUACUCCCAACAUCAACAAAGAUCGUUCACCCAUAAUUUCACCGCCUGCACUUGAGAAAGACGGGUUGUCAUCAAAUGUAUCGGUAGGGAAAAGACCACCAAAUGUACCAGACAAACCAAAACAAUCUGCAAAAGACAUAAAAGAAAAAUUGUUUGGAGCGCAGCCUGUUAGCUCUAAGGAUAAAGAUAUUAGUGGCCAGCCCAAAAGUACAAUGGACGUGAUCAGAGCAGCAAAAGAAGCAAUUAAUGCAGCCAAAAACAAAGCUCUAUCUGCAGUUCAGUCAGAUAUCAACAACAAGCCCAGUUCAGACAUAGCAGAACUGGGGGAGACAGAAAUAGACAAGAAGGCUGCCUAUUCAAAAGAAAUGCUUAACAGCAAGAGGGUGAGUGCAGUACCAGAAAACAACACUGGAAAUGAGGCAACCACUGCAACACCGGUUGGUAAAAAGGGUAGUGCCAAGAAAGAACCUCCACCAGUUCCAAAGAGAAAUUUUGUUAAAUCUGAUAUUCAAUUCGCUCUUGACAAACAGCAAAUGCAUAAUGACAAACUCACAAAUGGUGAUUUGACAGAUGCAAAACUAGAUUUACCACCAAAUGAAAAUGAAAGUAUCCAGAAACAGGACAAACUCAAACAUAUAUUCUCAGCCAGACAAAACAACUAUAUAAAAUGUCAGAGAUAUUCAGUGACAGAUGAUGAUCAUGGAAAGGAAUCUGAGGAAGGCGAUCUGAAAGUGAACCCAAGAAUGAAGACGGAUGAGGGGAUGACGUCACCCAGAGAAUUGAGAGAUAGUGAGCAUAUCGUUAAUGAUUUGCACACUUUGAAAGCGCUGGAGAGAGUACGACUUGGUGAUCGUGUUCUCGAUAAUGCAAGGAGCAAAUUAAGUGUUAUGAAUGUAGAUGAGGAGGCGAGGGCAAAGAAUGAUUUGAUCUCGAGGGAGCUGAGGAAUAUUAAGAAGGGUAUGUUGUCUAUGAGAGGGAACACAUUGGCUAAGAGAGAGCUAUUUGCAAAUAAAGAGAAAGAGCAGAACAAGCAGGAGACUUUCACAAAGAUAGACAGUAAUGUCAUAGUGAACAAAGCACUUUUCAAUGACAAUUAUGACAAAGCCAAAAUGGCACUUGAAGAAAUUAUCUCAGAAAGGCAAAAGAGAAAGAACAAAUGCACAGAGCAGGAUGAAAAUCCAACAUCUGAUGAGAAUGGCAGUGAUGAAAGUUAUGUAACAAGAGUACAGCAACAUAAAAAAGCAAUGAAAGAUUCUUUCACAGAGGCUAAGCAAAACAAAAAGCAAAAUGGCAGCACUCUUACAAAAGAAAGCAAUUUAAAAGACAGGUUAGGUGAUCUGAGAGACCACAAUUACAUGAGACAGAUCCUGUCACAAACUGAACCUGGACUUGGUGAGACUUACAUGUCAGGUGGUAGGGUGCCGCUACCUGGCAUGGGCAAGAUUGGAAAUGAUCUAAACACGGUCCCUAAAGCUAAACAUAAAAAACUAACUGAUGACCCUAGCUACGAUUCAGAGGAAGUAAAUUUGAGGCAUACAGUUAGACUGAUAUCUGAAGAGAGUAGAGACAAUCUGCAAAAUGAAGACAGAAAGGGAGACACUCCUCCUGUUCCUCCUCGGAGCAAGAAAGGAGGGAAUAGAGGAGAUGAAAGUGUUACUAAGGAAACAGAGAGUUUGAAAGAUGUAGUGAUAGAGGGUGUCUUUAACAAAGAUGGAAAACAUGAAAAUGGUGAGGUACACUUAAAAGACAUGAGGAGCACAGGCUCAGAAAAACAAGAGGUAGACCGUGACCUGUCGACAAAGGAAUCUUUGCCUGAUCAAAGUGAAACUGGUUCUGAUAAAGAGAGGCAGGAUGUGGUAAAUAAUGCAAGUUCAAACUUCGUAACUGUAACCGAAUCAGUUAUACAUGAGGCAUUGUCACCUUCAAAAUACCAAAAAUCUGAACAUAGAUUGGAUUUAUCACCAGAGUUUAGAGAAAAUGAAAAUAAGGCAAAUAACUUUCAAGCAGAUAUAAGCUCCACUACCGAAGUCCCGUUUGAAAACACCAACGAGAGACCACAAGAAACGUACAAAGUAAAGCGGAGGGCUCCUUUAAAACCAGACCAUUUAAACACAUCAGAUGAAAAUGUAACUAAUAAUUUAGUGACAGUAGAACCUGACAAAAUAAAUAGAGCAGGUGAAGAAAUAAAUGCGGAUGCAGAAGCUCUCAGUGAAAUCCCUAUAAUAUCACCCUUACUUAUGGUAAAUGGUGUCAGUAUCAAUCAAAGCCCACCUGAUCAAGCCAGCUUGUCCUCAAAAUCCUCCUACUUCUCUGUCGAAAGUGCACUGCACAGAAAUACUGAGACGGAGUCGAAUGUUUACCACUCUCUGGACAACUUAAUUGGAGAGGUAGAAGAGGUUGAUGUGGUGACACGAAAUAUUUCACAAAACACAAAAGCAGAUUCGGACAGGACGGAAGUGGAAUACUAUUCUUUAAGUGAUCAUGAAAGCGAGCCGGAGGCUGUGAGGCAGCCGAUAAGGUCUCCUCAGAAAGAAACAGAGGUACUGAACAAGGACGGCAAAGAAAACACCACUACAAAUCAAAGUGUAACUCAUGAAGAGAAUAAGAUGCCAAUGUCACCUGCCAACACUUUAUCACCGCCUUUGGGGAUCCCUGCUUUGUUUAAGGUCAAAGACAACACUUUCAGCAAUAAGUUGAAGAAAACUGUACAACCCUGGUCACCAAGAGGGAGUCUAAGUGGUUCAGAGAGGGGAGAGGAGGAGUUACAUCAAUUCAAGGAAAAUCUACAGCUCCCUCCAGUUAAUGAACCUGUCACCAGUGUCAGCCCACCAAUCCCAGAUGAAGUCUUCAAACCUAAAGAGAUUGUCUCAAACAGUUCACUUCCCCAGCUGCAACUUCCUUCAAACGUACAAAAUGAAAACCCAAAGAAACCACAGUUUGGAGGGUUCCUCACUGUCCCACAGGAGGAAGACAGAUUUUCUGGGGUGAGUCCAUCAUCUGAAGGCGUGGAGAGCUUCACAACUAGCACAGCUGACACAGCUGAUGAAUUGGGAAUAAAUGUUGGAGUGCCAGUAGACUGUGAAGUGUCAAAGGUUCCCAGUGAACAUUCUGGGUCCACUUGCAGUGCUAAUGAAAGCCAAACAGGGCUGCCCAAACCACCAGCUGUCUUACCCAAAUCUGAAAAGGCUGUUCUCAAAGCCAUUAAGAUAGCAAAUAGAAGGAUGAAGAAGGAGGAGGCCCAGAAGUCCCCCCACAAGUCAUCUCAAAGCAGCAGCAAACAGAGAGUGGACAAACACAAGAGUGACAAAUCUGAGCACAAAAGCAACAGCAGCGGCAGCAGUAGAAGUGGCAAAAGUGGUGAGAAAAAACACAGAGAAAAGAUUGAAGAUGGUCAUCAUCACAGUGAAAGCCAUGGUCAAAACAGUAAUCGCAGUGAGCAACCACUUUAUGAAAGAACAGGCCAGAGCGGUGAAAACAACCAUCACAACAGAACAGAUGCUGGUCGCAAGACUCGGAGACAGAGCCAUGAUUCGAUGGAAAGGAAUACCCAGAACAACGAAGGGCUAGCAAGUGUUACAACAGAAAGGCAAGGCCGCAGCAGUAACAGACAUGUUCGAGAAAAGCCAGAGCAAAGAGACUACAGCAGUGAUAGGAUCAUCAGUAAUGUGCCCGUGUACAAAGCUCACAUCAGCGAGAGAUCCACAUCAGACAGGCCAUUCCACAGAUCACAAAGCACUGACAGAUACUUAGGAGAUAAAGUGGAGCGCAGGCUGAGUGCCGAUAUGUCAAUCAAUGAGAAGCUUGUUCCAAGGACCCAACGUAUUGAGAAAUCCAUCAUGGAUGAGCUUCAGCAGAGAGGCCGAGCCAAAGACAAGGCUAGCAGGGACAACCCUUUGAGAAGGAGUCACAGUAUCGAUACGUACACCACGGAAGCGCCUCAUCCUUCAAACCUGUCCCGCCAGUCAAGCCACACCAGCCAACUUUCUCGCCAGUCUAGCAUUGAGCAUGCCAUUGUUACGCAGUCUUUUCCUAUGACCCAACGUAAGCUUCUUCAGGAUCCGGACUCUGGGCAGUACUUCUUUGUAGACAUGCCUGUACAAGUCAAAACGAAAACUUUCUUUGAUCCCGAAACAGGAAGUUAUGUGCAACUGCCAGUCCAGCCACCAGAAGGUGCUGUUCCUCAGGCAUCCCCCAUGGAAGUUUUGACCCCACCUAUGGUUGUUUACCAUGGCUUUGUACCAGUGCCUCUGUCUCCCAUGGCUCAGAAAGCUACCAUCCAAGCCCCUCAUAUAGCACCUGAAGAGUUUGAGCAGAGACACCUAGAGAGGUCAAGGCAAAUGCAGUGUAAUGAGAGACAUCCAUAUUUAGAGCCUGUCUAUGGUCAACACGAUCACAUGUUAGGGGAGUUUAUGGGCACUGAGGAGCUGGACUGUCCGAGCUGAUAGGCCAUGAGGUUUGAAAGGAAAAAUCCUCCCUCUGCUUGUGCUGUUUUGUCAAAAUCAAACUGUGGAGUUAUUUCGACAGGAAGCUUUACAGAAUAAGAAACACAAGGAAGUACAUUGCUAAUACCUGCUUCGUUAUGAACAGUGUUCAAGUGUUUCAGGGUAGAUUUUCCCUUCAGGGUCUUUCUUUCAAGUGUCUGAUGCUUGUAAUUCUUUAUUUACCUUAACUUACACAAGAUACUGUGUGGGCUUUGUGAAGCUACUGAGGCCUUGAUUGGUUUUGUGAAGAGGAAUGAGUUUGACUUGAGUGUAAACUGUCUAAUUGAAGUGAAUUUGUGUAUGGAUGAUAGUUGUGGUGUGCUGGGUUGACUUGAGAUUUGUGUAAGAUAAUGUGCAAUUUGUGAGAAAGAUGAAAGGGACAUGGAUGAUCCAUGUUCAUAAUAUAUUUAAGUGUAAACGGAGAGGUUAAGAUUGAAUGUAAAUGUGGAAUAUUUAUUGUAAAUGCUGAGAGUUUAUUAUAUACAUCUGCAGUGGUAUUUGGGUCUCCACUGCUUUUCAUGUAUUGUGGUUCAUUGUUUUGUUACCUGCAACGUUUGUUUCCACCAGAUAGCUUGCAGUCACUGAAGGUAUCAUUAGAGAUACUUGAAUCAAAUAGAAUUAAUGUAUGUGUCUUUGAUUUGCAUAUUACAGAUUUCAACUCAUCAUGUCCACACAACACAUUUUAGAAACAUUUUGCAUGCUGAAGUUGAAAUUGCAGUUUCACUUGUUGAACGUGUUUGAUACAAGACAAAUUUCAUUUAUACUGUCUAAAGGCUUGAACUGACAUUAUUGCAAUUAAUGUUUUUUAAUAUGCAGAGGACAUGAAGGAGUAUUGGUUUUGCAAGUCUGUUGCAUUGGUAUUUUUCUAAACUAGAAUAAGGCAGGGCUGUAUUGUGUCUGUGAUCCAUUCCAAUAAAAAAACAACUGUUG
Molecule: messenger RNA, 7672 nt
Organism: Larimichthys crocea (large yellow croaker)
Lineage: Eukaryota; Metazoa; Chordata; Actinopteri; Sciaenidae
Exons: 3
Coding region: 344-6703 (2119 amino acids)
Biological process (GO): positive regulation of calcineurin-NFAT signaling cascade
Cellular component (GO): Z disc
Source: RefSeq, a predicted model, not a curated record